CACAGGCAAGAGCUCAAUCGUAUCGCGAACUCUCUAGAAUAAACAGACUAUUUUCAUCAUGGAUCGCUGGUUGAAUCGUGUUGCCGUCGUCACUGGAGCCAGUUCUGGCAUCGGAUCUGCCUGCUGCAAGGAUUUAGUGGCCAAGGGUAUGGUCGUUGUUGGCCUGGCCCGUCGCGAGGAACGACUUGAGGAGCUUAAGGCAUCACUGCCAAAAGAUCAGCAGUCGCGUUUCCAUGCCCGAAAGUGCGACGUCAGCGUUGAGCAGCAGGUGGUGGAUACAUUCGCUUGGAUUGACAAAACCCUGGGAGGCGCCGAUGUUCUUGUCAACAAUGCUGGCAUCCUUGGUAAAUUACAAAUCACAGAUCCAGACAACUCGGCCGAUCUACGCUCUGUUCUGGAAACCAAUGUCCUUGGAGUUUCGUGGUGCACCCGCGAAGCAUUCCGUUCGUUGCAGAGCCGCAAAGUCAACGAUGGUCAUGUGGUGAUCAUCAACAGCAUUGUGGGCCAUAAAAUUCCAAUCGUACCCGGAAUGGGCUUUAAGAUGUAUGCUCCUUCUAAGCAUGCUAUCACCGCACUCACCGAGGUACUGCGACAGGAGUUUCAGCAAAAGAAAACGGAGACGAAGAUAACUAGCAUUAGCCCUGGUGCUGUUGACACUGAGAUCAUUGACGCGAACAUCAGGGAAGUAAUGCCAGACUUCCCCAUGCUGCGUGCUGAAGAUGUGGCGGAUGCUGUGACGUACUGCAUCCAGACCCCACCUAAUGUGCAGAUCCAUGAGCUUACAAUCAAGCCAGUUGGCGAACAGUUUUAAUGAGGUAUUACCCAUCCAGACAGAUGGGUAAGAUGCCUGCAGUGCAGCAUAAUCCAACCGAGAGUCCAGCAAGCUACUCUGUGUAGAAGGCUGUGGGGGAUGGUAAACACUAUGAACACUCGAAGCAUUGGACUAUUAUUAUGGGCGACACUGGGAACUUCCUAUUCGGAGUAUUGAUUACUUUUAGAAUGAAUUCGUUUAAUAAAUAAAAUAAAUAUUUUAACUA
Drosophila obscura is the source of this 1037-nucleotide messenger RNA. RefSeq names its product farnesol dehydrogenase-like. The record is from RefSeq and is a predicted model, not a curated record. NCBI's taxonomy places the organism in Eukaryota, Metazoa, Arthropoda, Insecta, Diptera, Drosophilidae. The coding region runs from base 59 to 811 and encodes 250 amino acids. The transcript is spliced from 2 exons.